AUGAAAUUAGAAAAUAAUUUUAAUAAUCUAUUAAAUACUAAUAAUGUAAUAAACUCUGAUGUAUUGGAUAAUAAAGUAUUAGAUGAGUUAGAAAAUAAAGUAAUACUUUCGAAUGGUAAAAUAUUGAAAAUAAAUAAUAAAAAAGAAAUAAAUAAUGAAAAUGAUAUAAUAAUUGAUAAAAUACAAAAUGUUUGGGGAAGUAGUUCUGGAGCAGGAAGUGAUUUUUUGGAUAAAUAUAGAAAACAAAGAAAUUUGGAAUUACAAAGAUUAGAAGAAAUGGAUCGUAAAUGGAAAGAAGAUAUGGAAAAUAAAUUAUUCCAUUCUCAAAGAUUAUUUAAAAUACAACAACAAAAUUAUAAAACUCUGAAAAAAAAAUUAAAACGUAUUAAAAAAAAAUCUAACCAAACCAGAAAAUCUAUUGAAUCUAAUGGAACCAAUGGAAUAGUUAGUGGAUCCAGUGGGUUAGUUAGUGAGUCAGUUGAUGAACCCAGUGGAUCCAAUCCAUCUGAUCCACUGGAAGUAGAAAAAAUAAAUUUAAUAAAUAAUGAAAAUUUUGAUAAUUUUAAUGAAAAUGAAAAUUUUGAUAAUUUAAAAGAAAAAAAUAAUAAAUUUAUAAUUUUAGAUAAAUCUGAAGAUAUUUAA
Messenger RNA from Theileria annulata, 642 nucleotides. RefSeq lists its product as uncharacterized. Gene Ontology annotation, molecular function: double-stranded RNA binding; protein kinase inhibitor activity; protein kinase binding. The coding region runs from base 1 to 642 and encodes 213 amino acids. Gene Ontology annotation, cellular component: nucleolus. Gene Ontology annotation, biological process: negative regulation of protein kinase activity. Lineage: Eukaryota; Apicomplexa; Aconoidasida; Piroplasmida; Theileriidae. The record is from RefSeq and is a predicted model, not a curated record. The transcript is spliced from 2 exons.